Lingula anatina is the source of this 755-nucleotide messenger RNA. Its product is annotated as small ribosomal subunit protein bS6m. The record is from RefSeq and is a predicted model, not a curated record. Gene Ontology annotation, biological process: translation. Gene Ontology annotation, cellular component: ribosome; mitochondrial small ribosomal subunit. Gene Ontology annotation, molecular function: small ribosomal subunit rRNA binding; structural constituent of ribosome. NCBI's taxonomy places the organism in Eukaryota, Metazoa, Brachiopoda, Lingulata, Lingulida, Lingulidae.
CACACUUGUUUCCGCUUGGUGAGAAGUAAUGCAGUAGUUUCAGGUUUUGUCGGAGUGCAAGUGCAGCUAGUCAAUUCAAAAUGCCUCAAUACGAGAUUGCUAUGAUAAUUCGCCCUGCGACCAAGACCCAAAUGGCUGAAUGUAUCAAAAGAUAUGCUGAAGCUGUGUUCAAGAAUGGAGGGUUAAUUAAAAGAUUUGAAAAUCUUGGACAGAGACCAUUGCCAUACACAAUGAAAUAUAGAGGAGAACCAGUUCAAAAGGGAAACUAUUUUGUUAUGUACUUUGAUCUACCUGGGGCUAACAUUAUUUCAUUUAAACGAGACACUAAAGGUGAUCAAGAUAUCAUUCGUAGGAGCAUUCUAAGGAGUGAACAAGAACGUCUUCGACCAUGUGAAGUUGGAGAAUGUUAUUUCGAUGACAUGAAUAAUGACAAGAUUUUAAACAAUGUCUUGAAAUUUGGAACUUUUACAAAGAGAACUCAUGAUUUUGACAUGGCCACACGUGGCAUACGCAUGCUGCAGCAACAAGCUAACAUCAAGAAAAAACAUGAAGAGGAAUGACAAAACAGCUCAGGGAUUUGAGGAAAAAUCAAGCUUAUCAGAUGAGGAUAUAUGUAAAAUAAGGAUAUAUGCCACCUGAAGCUUUUUGUAUCAUUGAAGACUUAAUUUCACUGUCAAAGACAUAUUAGGAGAAUGAAGUCUUUUUUUAUGUCAAAAUAAAACAAGUUUUGAAAUAAUUUGACAAUAUUAGUUAAA